Trametes versicolor FP-101664 SS1 is the source of this 928-nucleotide messenger RNA. RefSeq names its product Shwachman-Bodian-diamond syndrome protein. The transcript has 5 exons. Lineage: Eukaryota; Fungi; Basidiomycota; Agaricomycetes; Polyporales; Polyporaceae. Bases 61 to 807 code for a protein of 248 amino acids. The record is from RefSeq and is a predicted model, not a curated record. Gene Ontology annotation, biological process: cytosolic ribosome assembly; ribosome biogenesis.
UCAGUGCUCGCCGUCUCUCACAUCUUCCUCACUCCCAGCCUCGACGACCACGACUACAAAAUGCCCAUCAACCAGCCGUCGAAUCAGAUCAAGCUCACGAACGUUUCCAUCGUUCGCCUCAAGAAAGGCGGCAAGCGCUUCGAGAUCGCCUGCUACAAGAACAAAGUCCAGGAAUGGCGCAGCGGUGUAGAGACCGACAUCGACGAUGUCCUCCAGAUCGCCAACGUCUUCAUGAACGUCUCGAAAGGAGAAGUCGCGAAGAGUCAGGAACUGAAGAAGUCCUUCAACACGACUGACGUCAACACCAUCGUGAAGGAGAUUCUUCAGAAGGGAGAGCUGCAAGUCGGGGACAAGGAGCGCGAACACGAUCUCUCAUCCGUCCGACGUGAGAUUGCUACUCUUGUUGCGGAGAAGUGCGUCGAUCCCGCGACGCAGCGGCCUUACCCCGUCGGCGUGAUCGAUAAAGCCAUGACGGAAGCCGGGUUCAGUGUGCGCCCUGGGAAGAAUGCGAAAGCGCAGGUAUCGGAAUGCAUCAAGCUGCUCCAGACCAACUCGAAGCUACCCAUUCAGCGCGCCAGGAUGCGUGUUCGUGUCUCCCUCCCUGUCGCCGAUGUAGAGAAGGUGAAACCGAAAGUUUUGGAGGGCGCUGACUCGGUGGAGAAAGAUGAGCAGGGCGCAGACGAAUGGGAGGCGAUCCUCCUCAUUGAUCCCAGUCAAUUCCGCAUCCUCAACGAUCUGCUGCAAAAGGAAUGCAAGGGACGCGGACGCCUCGAAACCUUGACGUUUGCCGCGACUGCUGGAAGUUAGAUGUAUUGUCAACAAGGUGUGAUCGAACUCCUGUCCCGCUCCCUAUGUAUCACCACGUCUGUAUAGGUAGACCCCAUGUAGCGAUGCGUACAUUCUCCGGAUAUUCCUAUCAUCUUUACUC